Molecule: messenger RNA, 579 nt
Organism: Exophiala dermatitidis NIH/UT8656
Lineage: Eukaryota; Fungi; Ascomycota; Eurotiomycetes; Chaetothyriales; Herpotrichiellaceae
Product: chromatin modification-like protein EAF6
Exons: 2
Coding region: 1-579 (192 amino acids)
Cellular component (GO): NuA4 histone acetyltransferase complex
Source: RefSeq, a predicted model, not a curated record
AUGGUCGAAAAUGUGCCUCCAGGCACCGGCUCCAAGGCCUCUGCCAUUGCUGAUCGACCGGGACUUCCGUAUUAUGAGAAACUCCGGCGCGACUUGCGGGACACGUUACAGAAGAAGCGCCUUCUCGAUCGCAACAUGGCUGCGCUUGAAGACCAGAUCUACCGUCAAGAGACCGCGUACCUUGAGGAGACAUCUAUUGCAGGGAACAUCGUAAAAGGCUUCGACAACUACAUCAAGGCAUCUGCAGUCUCGGCUUCAGCCAAUUCCGCUGGAGGCACCGUGUCCGGAAGCGCGGUCGGCGGUGGGCUUGGUGCGGGACGACGGAAAGCGGUAGUGAAUGAUUCCGAUCGCAUAUUCUCGCGCAGCUCAGUGUCCUAUUUGAGAGACUCGGAUUCCCCUAGCAGCGCCACCAGUACGCCCAACCAUGCCGGCACGCCCACAGGUAGUUUCACCACAGAGCGUGGAGGAGACAAGAAGAAAAAGAAGAGUACAGCGGCAAAUGAUGAUGACGCGGAGACGAGACCCAACAAGCGCCAGAAGAUUUCGUUUGGGAGCUCAAGGAAAGCACAAGACGAUUGA